AUGGUGGUCGCCGACUACCUGCGCCGCCGUUUGGCCCCCUUGCGGGAGCGUGCCCGCUUUGCCUGGAUGUACACUGGCUCGAGCGAUCUGACGAGGACCUUCAUUGGCCCGGACGGUGACCUCGACAAGGGGGCGCUGGUGACUCUGCUGAAGGUGGUGACCGGUGUCGACGACCUCGCCCAGGCGGUCCUGCCCCGAGAGGAGCUGGCGCUUUACGCCGACCCAGGCCGGGCGGCACUGCAGGCGUCCAUGCCGGAGUUCGACGCCCAAGGUCUGGUGGACCGUUCGGGGCGCCGAAACCCCGGGACCAUACAGAUCCCCGGGGUGGAUGACAACGGAGGGCGGGGCGCCAUCACCGAAGGCAGCAGGCCGGCGGCCCGAGGAGACAAGGGGAAACGUCCCCGGGCAUACGUCCCUCAGCCGUCUUCAUCGUCGUCGUCGCCGUCACCUCCGCCGCCCAAGGACCCCGCAGGAGGCCAGAGGCAACCGGAGGAGCCGAGGCCAGCCCUUGCUCCUAGGCCGAGUGCGUCUGUCCUAGAACCGAGCGCGCCAGCGGACCCAGAGCCGAGGGCACCGGCCAGCCCUGAGCCAAGGGCCCCAGCUGGUCCCGAGCAGCAAGCGCCGACCGAUCCUGCCCCGAGCCCUCCGAGAAAGGAGCGAGUGGCCGCAGGGGAGGUGGUCGUGACGAGGGCGGCGCCAGCGUGGCAGCCAUCGGGGACCCCGAGCGCCUCUGCAGAGAGGGCUCGCAGGGGACCCUGUCCCCGGCCCCCUUCUGGCCAGGCCCCGAAACCCCUCCCGGAGGUGCUGGGAAGCGCCCGGGAGGUCAUCGGGCGGCUCGAAGUGGCCGUGGCGGCAGAGCGGGCAGAACUCGAGAAGGAGCGCGUCACCCUGGUUGAUGAGAGGGGCCAGCUGGAGGAGGCCCGUAAACUUUUGGAGACCCGUAUCGCCUCGGCCCGCGCGUCUUACGAGAAGUCUAUGUGCAAGGUGGCCAAGGAGUGGGAAGCGUUGGAGGAGACCCGCGACGAGGCCGUCGCUACGUAG
Phragmites australis (common reed) is the source of this 1041-nucleotide messenger RNA. RefSeq lists its product as uncharacterized. Lineage: Eukaryota; Viridiplantae; Streptophyta; Magnoliopsida; Poales; Poaceae. The record is from RefSeq and is a predicted model, not a curated record. Bases 1 to 1041 code for a protein of 346 amino acids. The transcript has 2 exons.